GUAAAGUUGAGUGAGACAACUCAUCUUACAAGUGGCCCGCGGUGAAGAGAGGCUUUCCUCAAGUUUUAUACAUCCUUUUCUUCCGGAUAAUAAACUAAUUGAAUCUAACCGUCCGGGGCCCGGGACACCGAGAAAAUGGCUGCUCUUUCAGCCUGGUUCUGGAACGAGAGGUUUUGGCUCCCACACAACGUAACCUGGGCGGAUCUGGCAGACCCAGCUCCCGGGGUGGAGUACCCCAAAGCUGGACACUUGUUUACUGCCCUGCCGCUGGCUUUGGGGAUAUUCGCCGUCAGGAUACUCUUCGAAAGAUUUAUUGCCAGUGCCUGUGCCCGGAGUCUCCACAUCAGUCCAGGUGUUGGACGAAGAGCUCAGCCCAAUGCGGUGCUGGAGAAAGUGUUUACAUCCAUCACAAAGAAUCCAGACACUCGCCAUCUGGAUGGCUUGUCCAAGCAGCUGGACUGGGAGGUGCGGAAGGUCCAGCGUUGGUUCAGACACCGCAGGAACCAAGACAAACCCAGCACACACACUAAGUUCUGCGAGAGCAUGUGGAGGUUUACAUUUUAUUUGUGCAUAUUUACCUAUGGAUUCCGGUUUCUGUGGCAGUCUCCUUGGAUGUGGGAUACACGGCAUUGCUGGUACGGUUAUCCCUAUCAGGCCAUGACUCUGGGUCUUUACCACUACUAUGUGACAGAACUGGCUUUCUACUGGUCACUUAUGUUCUCCCAGUUCACUGACAUUAAAAGGAAGGACUUCCUGAUCAUGUUCAUCCAUCACCUGGCGACAGUCGGCCUGGUCAGCUUUUCUUACGUCAACAACAUGGCGCGAGUCGGGAGCCUCGUGAUGUGUGUACACGAUGCCUCUGACUUCCUGCUGGAGGCAGCCAAGCUGGCCAACUACGCUAAAUACCAGCGCCUGUGUGACUUCCUCUUCAUUGUGUUUAGUGUGGCAUUCUUCAUCACACGACUAGUUAUAUAUCCAAUAUGGGUCCUGAACUCCACUAUGUUUGAGAGCUGGGCCAUAGUUGGGCCAUUCCCGUCCUGGUGGCUCUUUAACUUCUUGCUGCUGGUCCUCCAAGUGCUGCAUAUCAUCUGGUUCUACCUCAUAGCCCGUAUAGCUGUCAAAGCCAUGCUGCGGGGCAAGGUGUGCAACGAUGUCCGCAGUGACAUUGAGAGCAGCUCUGAGGAAGAGCGCGACACGCCCACAGAAGGCCUCAAGGCUUCUCCUCACAGUUCCAAAGGAGAAAACGGCACCAACGGCCACUGUGCUUCUGCCAAAGCUCAAGUGCAGAACCACAGCAGCUGGUGACAUGAAGCAGGGAGCCCCCUGCAGUUCAUCCCUCACAACCAAGUCUCCGAGAGCUUUGUUUGUCUUAUGACAUUCCCUUGAUGUGCAAAGCUCACACCCACACACACAUACAAUCCACUAUCACACCGCAGUGAGAGCGCACAGAUUUAUGAACUGCCGAUGGAUAUGCAGACACCUGACGUCUGCUUUGAAGAGCCCUGUAAUGACACAUAUGACACAACUCGAGAGGUGACAUGUAAAAGCCUAGAUGAUAUGGAAAUCAGUUGAAGCAAGUGAUUUGCUUCAACUUAAUUUUCAAAUGAUGGGAUUUUUUUUGUGCUGAGUUUGGUUGCAGAUGUAAAUUGGUUUCAAUGUUCUCUCCCAGUUUUAUUGGUCAGAUGAACUUGAUUAUUUUUGUGUUGAGGGUUAAUUCACACUGGACCACAAAGGGCAGAAGAUCUGUGGGAUCAAACUCUGAAGUUUGCAUUUCUACUGCGCGAUGUUACAGCAGGUAUUAUAUGUAUAAAUAAUUGUAUUGUUAUGGCUGUGAUAUAUCUUUCAGUUCACUCCAAUGUCAAACGUACAUAUUCUUCCUUCUUACCUAUAGAUUAUUUUGGUGUGAGUUGCAAAGUGUUGGAGAUAUCAGCUGUAUAGAUGUCUGCCUUCUCUCAAAUAUAAUGCAACUACAUGGCACUCAGCUUGUGAUGUUCAAAGCGCCAAAAAAAAAAAAAAAAACCAUCAGAAAAACUCAACAACAAUGUCUCUUUGCAGAAAUCAUGACCCGGUUACUCAAGAUAAUCCACAGACCUUGUUGUGAGCAGUUUCAUGUAGGAACUAUUUUCUUUCUACCGAACUGCACCUGCCAACCGUAGCACUGCGCAGAAGGAAGCGUGCAUCUACUCACAGACGGGAGACUCGUGCUUGUGACAGCGUGAGAUGAAAACAUUAAUGUUGUCCUCCUCAGCUGAGCUGUAACUUUGGCUAGCUCACUGGUGCUAGGUGAGCUAGCAGUAGAUGCACGCUUCCUUCUGCACAGUGAUACAGUUGGCAGGUGUAGUUCGGUAGAAAGAAAAUAGUUCCUACAUGAAACUGCUCACAACGAGGUCUGUGGAUUAUCUUGAGUAGCUGGGUUAUGAUUUCUGGAAAGAGACAUUGCUGUUGAGUUUUAAAAAUGUAUUUUUUGGCGCUUUGAGCACCACAAGCUGAGUGCCAUCUAGUUCCAUUGUAUUAGAGAGAAGGCAGACAUCUCCAACACUUUGCAACUCACACCAAAACAAUCUAGACUGAUUAACAGCACUACAGGUAAGAGGAAAAAUACGUACUUUUGAUUUUUGCGUGAACCAUCCCCUUUAAAAGAAUGGCAAUGGCAGUGUUUGAUCUGGAGUACAACACACUUUAAACAGCAGCAAUACCUGCCCUCUGAGAUUAUUGUGAAUUAACCCUUUGACGAUGUUGUUUGGCAAUUUUGUGACUUGUUUUUUCUGUCUUAAUGUUUUUUUACUACUUCUUCCGAGACCAAAUGUUUAUGAAAUUGUUUGUUACUGCCUAUAGAGGAAUCCAGGUAUGAGGACUAUACUAAAUCUGGUAUGACGUUCUCACUUGAGUGCCUUGUAAAAAUAUAUUUCCAAAUAUAUUCUGUUGUUGAAAGGUC
Messenger RNA from Epinephelus moara (kelp grouper), 2935 nucleotides. RefSeq names its product ceramide synthase 5 (gene cers5). Bases 136 to 1305 code for a protein of 389 amino acids. The transcript is spliced from 10 exons. Gene Ontology annotation, molecular function: sphingosine N-acyltransferase activity; DNA binding. Gene Ontology annotation, cellular component: membrane. Gene Ontology annotation, biological process: ceramide biosynthetic process. The record is from RefSeq and is a predicted model, not a curated record. Lineage: Eukaryota; Metazoa; Chordata; Actinopteri; Perciformes; Serranidae.